AUGCCUCCAAAACCAGUAACCCCAGGAAAGAAAGGCGAGAAGAAAGCCGGUAAGAAGGCCGCUUUGGGAGAUAAGAAGAAGAGAAGGUCCAAAAGAAAGGAAUCCUAUGCCAUCUACAUUUACAAGGUCAUGAAGCAGGUCCAUCCUGACACUGGUAUCUCCAGUAAAGCCAUGAGCAUCAUGAACUCCUUUGUCAACGAUGUCUUCGAGCGCAUCGCUGGUGAAGCUUCCCGUCUUGCUCACUACAACAAGAAAUCCACCAUCACAUCUCGGGAAAUCCAGACGGCUGUUCGUCUUCUUCUCCCUGGUGAGCUGGCUAAGCACGCAGUCAGUGAAGGCACCAAGGCUGUCACCAAGUACACCAGCAGCAAGUAAACAGUYCUAAACUGU
Actinia tenebrosa (Australian red waratah sea anemone) is the source of this 390-nucleotide messenger RNA. RefSeq names its product histone H2B.2 pseudogene. The record is from RefSeq and is a predicted model, not a curated record. NCBI's taxonomy places the organism in Eukaryota, Metazoa, Cnidaria, Anthozoa, Actiniaria, Actiniidae.